Molecule: messenger RNA, 1643 nt
Organism: Labeo rohita (rohu)
Lineage: Eukaryota; Metazoa; Chordata; Actinopteri; Cypriniformes; Cyprinidae
Product: vascular cell adhesion protein 1-like
Exons: 5
Coding region: 260-889 (209 amino acids)
Source: RefSeq, a predicted model, not a curated record
CAAAACGGUCAGGUCUCUUGUCAAGUACAUUCUUGCAUUGCCUUUCCUUAUUAAAAUGAACAUAUUCUUGCGUUAUGGCAUCCAUCCUCUUAAAGCAAAUGAUAGAUGUUUAAUCACAGAGUGAGAUUUGUAAUAUCUCGCCCUGUAGUGCGGUUGGAAGGUAGUCAGUGGUACUUCACGUCAGUGAGAUCUUACAGAGAGGAAGACAUCUUCAUGAACUUCUGCUAUUUUUGACUGCACUGCUCUGAGAGGUACAGAAAUGUCUGUGCUCCAGAUCACGUCCUUCAUCAUCAUCAGCUCUGUGUUUCUACACACUCAUUCAGAUUCACCAUCUCCCAUCCUUACACCCACUGAUCUGGAAAAAGUGAUGGAAGGAACUACAGUCAAUCUGAGCUGCUUUGCUGAAGCCCCCUGCCCUGAAAAACCUCCUACAAUAUCCUGGUCUAACAUCCCAGAAUCUGCCAACAUUACAACACAGUUACAGGAGAAACCUGAUAAAACCCAGUCAGUGUUUUCAAAUGUGACCUUCAAAGCUUCAUACAAAAAUCAUAAGAACAUCAUCUCCUGCACUGCUACAUAUACAAGAAAUACAUCUGAUGUCUCAACUGUAAAGAGCACUGUGAUGCUACGAGUCCUGUUUUCUCCAAAAGAAACUCACAUCACCAUCAAUCCAUCUACUUCAGUCUCUGUUGGCACUAAUGUGACUUUGACCUGUGAAAGCAAAGGCAAUCCAUCAACUCACAUGAACUACACCUGGUACAAAUGUGGACAGGAGAUGCUAAUAGCUCGGGGAAAGAAGAUUACUUUGAUCCUAAAUGACAGUAAUACAGGAUUGUACUUCUGCACAGCACAGAAUAAACAUGGCAAUCAGUCAUCAGCAAUUACAUGAAACGGGAUAAGAUGGACAACUCUAUGCCUUUGAUUGCUGGUUGUGUGGGAGGAACUGUGGCAGUGCUCACACUCUCUGCUAUUGGACUUUGGACAAGGCAUUUAGUUAUAUUUAGAUGAAUACAUUUACAUUUACUUUAUCAUCGUUAAUGUAAUUUUGAAAAAUGUACUGAGCAUUUUGCUUGAGCUAGAUUAGAGUCGGUCACAGUUAGAACAUAAGAGAGUUGCAAGCAUUUGACCUCAUAAAGUGACCAGAACAACUAUUAUAAAACACUUCAGUCUUGCACAGUCAGGUUAAGGUUUCAGUUGUACCCUUUAUUUCCUCUAACAGGACCAGGAAUAAGACACACAGGGAAGACAAUGUUGGAGAAGAAGAUUCCCUAAAUCAGGUUAAUAACACAGAUGCUGAUUAUGUCAACAUUGUCAGAGAUAUCAUGAUCAAUGAACAGAUAACUUCUGAUGAUGAAACACUGGUUAUCAUGUAUUAUGAAGAGACUGACAUAAGUCUCUUCAAAGGAACAGAACUAUUGUGCCACAGAAAAACUCUUCAACCAUGACGAAUACACAGAAAUAGAGUAUACUCAGCUGAGUUAGGAUUUAUGUGCUCAUGUGCUUUUUAGAGCAAAAAAAGGAAUACAAGUCAAAUAAUGACUUUUUCUAAUAUUGAAACCAAAUAAAUAUAUGUAACAAAUAAAAAUGUUUCAAGGGCAAAAUGUUUUUUGUGUGUUUUCCUGUAAGUACAAAAGGAGGUCAGU